AUGGUACCGACACAGUCAUUUUUGCUCGUCGGCACAUCUUUUGUGCGGAUCGGCGAGCCAUCGAAAUAUCUGUUGGCGUGCAUAGUCGAUAUUGAAGCAAAUGAUACAUCUGGCCCCCAAUUUGACUGGCAUCCAUAUGAUACUGACAUGAAUAGCUGCGCACGUUGUGGCGGCGACCUGACUCAUUUUCUCCGCAUUUCUCAUCUCUGUGCAUGUACGAAGCGAAUAAAUAUCGAUUCGUGCUGCAGGCCAGUUAAGCCAAUGUUAACUCGUCCAUUAACGUGCUUGCGUUUCAGAACCGGGACCAUCCGUGACCAGAUUUCAUUCCGAGUACGAGGUGCCAAGCGCCUAUCGGCUCUGAACCUAGCUGCACGAUGGUCAAUUAUAGUUGGCUAUAUAUCAUGCGCAUUAGAAGCCCUGGACGACACCAUCUCACUGUGUCGAAUGUCAUUACCCGUUCGUAGGCUGGCUAGACCAGUCUCAAAAGACCAUCCCACUACUUCUUUCUCUCAACCUGUCGGCUAUCUUGUUCGCUUUGCACCGGCGAACAUAAAUCGUCACAGCUUCGAGUGUCGGCAGAUACAUGAUUUAAUAACGACCACCGUGAUCCGGGCUUGUACCAUAUGCACGUUUAAUCGCCACAGCACAUACUGCAUGCAUUCGGAAGCGAGCUGA
Messenger RNA from Guyanagaster necrorhizus, 675 nucleotides. RefSeq lists its product as uncharacterized. The record is from RefSeq and is a predicted model, not a curated record. NCBI's taxonomy places the organism in Eukaryota, Fungi, Basidiomycota, Agaricomycetes, Agaricales, Physalacriaceae. Bases 1 to 675 code for a protein of 224 amino acids. The transcript is spliced from 3 exons.